UGCCUUUCCAACCCGGUACUGUUAACGUUAGCAUACCGGCUAACCUAUGGAUAUCAUGUUUCAUGUCACUAAGACACGCUGGCUAGCUUCUUUGGCUAGUCAGUCUUGUGUGCUUGAUGUUACACAUGCGGAAGGGUUGCUCGGACACAUUAAGAGUUGAAACCGACGGCGACUGUGUGUGUUGUCAGGGAGCAGACUGCGCGGUGUGAGGCAAUGCGGCCGCUACUCGUCGCCGGGCUGGUCGCGGCGGUGCUGUCGCUGCUGACCGGGCAGAGUCGGGCGGACGGCGGGGGCCCCAGCCUCGCGGAUCGGGUUAUCUGGGCUGUGAACGCCGGGGGCGAAACGCACGUUGACGUACACGGCAUCCACUUCAAGAAGGACCCGUUGGAAGGGAAACUGGGCAAAGCAUCUGAUUAUGGGGUGCGUCUGCCAAUCCUGCGCUCCAGUCCAGAAGACCAGAUCCUGUACCAGACUGAGCGUUACAAUGAAGACACUUUCGGAUAUGAUGUUCCUAUUCGGGAGGAAGGAGACUACAUUUUAGUUUUGAAGUUUGCAGAGGUUUACUUUGCACAGUCGCAGCAAAAGGUAUUUGACGUCCGUCUAAAUGGCCACGUGGUGGUGAAGGACCUGGAUAUCUUUGACCGUGUGGGUCACAGUACCGCUCAUGAUGAGAUCGUGCCCUUCUCUAUUAGACGAGGCAAGCUGAGUGUGCAGGGAGAGGUGUCCACUUUCAACAGCAAGCUCACUGUGGAGUUUGUGAAGGGUUAUUAUGACAACCCCAAAGUCUGCGCUCUCUAUGUCAUGAAGGGAACUUUAGAAGACGUGCCAAAACUUCAGCCUCACCCCGGCUUGGAGAAGCACGAGGAAGAGGAAGAGGAGGAGGAAGACAGCGAAGGAGGCGAAGAAGGAGGGAAGAAAAAGAUCCCGGCCGGCUCCAAGUACAGGGUCCAGUCCGGCCCGCGAACGCCCAACCCGUACGCAGCCGACAACAGCAGCCUGAUGUUCCCCAUCCUGGUUGCAUUCGGGGUGUUCAUCCCCACGCUGUUCUGCCUCUGCCGGCUGUGAGCUGACACCAACAGAGGGGGGAGACACACCGAGGCUAAAGGCGGACGCGGGACUGUGAAGAGAGAGAGAGAGAGAGUGGGGGAGGAAGGGGAGAGCAAGUGAAGGUGGCAACAGCAGCGCAGGUAAAAGCAUUCACACAGGAGAGCCUGAGGCACGGGGGGGGGGG
Menidia menidia (Atlantic silverside) is the source of this 1231-nucleotide messenger RNA. The record is from the annotation of a GenBank genome assembly. Lineage: Eukaryota; Metazoa; Chordata; Actinopteri; Atheriniformes; Atherinopsidae.